UAGAGAUAGUAGUCGUUCAACUUUGACCAUCCGGGUAACUGUGAAUGAUAACAGCCAAUGAGAGCCGUUUAUGUUUUAGUUAUCAUUGAGAAGGCGGUGUGGUUAGUGUAUUUUAUAGUGUAGUAAACUGUUUGUAAAAGGAAUCAUUAUGGCGAAUAAACCUAUCGAAUGGAUGGAUGAAGUAAGUGGUAUUUGCAUAGUGCCUAUAGAAAGCGCGGGCGCAGUGGACAGAGCUCUCGACGUACUCUUUGCAGACGGCAAGUCUAUCAGAUUUGAGGACUGUUGGCUUAGAGACCAUUGCAGGUGUUCGUCUUGCUACUACUCAGAUACGUUCCAGAGAGCUCAUCAUAUACUAGACAUUCCUGAUGCGACAAUUCUUAGUUUCGAAUUUGAUGGAAAGAAGAUUGAUGUUGUGUGGAGCGACAACCACAAAUCAACGUACGCAGCGGAAUUCCUGUAUAAAUUCGACUAUACAACAUGGAAAGAAAGUCGGCGACUCAAACCGAUACUAUGGCAUGGGAACAUACACGACAAAAUAUCGGUCGUACCUAUGGAGAAGUUUCUUAAAUCUGUGGACGGGGCGAAGCACGUGUUUCAGUCACUACUCGACUAUGGCGUCGCGUUGGUAGAAGGGGUCGGUGUAUCUCUAGAAGAGACAGAGGUAGUGUGCAAGCUCCUUGGAGGUGUUCAGCACACGAUCUUCGGAGGAAUGUGGCAGUUCACCACGAGAGCUGACCACGCUGACACGGCGUAUACCAACCUGCCUUUAGCCGCUCAUAAUGAUAACACGUACUUUACUGAAGCUGCUGGUCUACAAAUAUUACACUGUCUUGAACAUAAAAAUGGGACAGGAGGUGAAACGAUACUAGUGGAUGGUUUCUACGGUGCUCUUGAAUUAAAGAAGGAGUAUCCAGAAGACUUCAACUUCCUUUCCUCUUUCAACUUGGAAGCAGAAUACAUAGAAAAAGGACAUCAUCAUACUUACUCCGCUCCUGUCAUAAGAAUUGACAAUGAGACUCAGCAACCUCAACAAAUUAGGUUUAACGUAUACGAUCGAGCAGCAAUGGCUUUUAAAAACAGUGAAGAAUGCAGGUCUUAUUACCGCUCUUUGAGAAACUUAUCGAAGUAUUAUCAAGAUCCCAGCAACCAGUGGAGAUUCAAACUGAAACCAGGGACCGUGAUGAUAAUGGAUAACUUCAGGGUACUACAUGGUAGAACCGGUUUCUCUGGCAGUCGAGUCCUCUGUGGCAGCUACGUCGCGCGCUCUGAUUGGCUGGACCGAGCUCGGAGUUUGGGUCUCAUUCACUGAAAUUUAAGUUAUUAAUAAAUGAAAUCAACACUAAA
Helicoverpa armigera (cotton bollworm) is the source of this 1344-nucleotide messenger RNA. It is a transcript of the gene Tmlh, whose product is annotated as trimethyllysine dioxygenase, mitochondrial. The record is from RefSeq and is a predicted model, not a curated record. Gene Ontology annotation, molecular function: iron ion binding; trimethyllysine dioxygenase activity. NCBI's taxonomy places the organism in Eukaryota, Metazoa, Arthropoda, Insecta, Lepidoptera, Noctuidae. The transcript is spliced from 8 exons. Gene Ontology annotation, cellular component: mitochondrion. Gene Ontology annotation, biological process: carnitine biosynthetic process. The coding region runs from base 149 to 1309 and encodes 386 amino acids.